UCAUUGAACUGUGUAUAGUCCCAUCCCCUGCUUGUACAGUGUACGUACAUAUUAACUUCAGUUUAUACUACUACAAAGUAAGCACUUUUAUACAGGCUGCUUUCAUUUCAAAGCGCUAAUAAGUCAACGAAGUCAUGUAUUAUCAAUGAAUUGGUUAAGGAAUCGUUAAACACAGCAGUCAGUUAUAGUCGCCAUUUUCGAGCUCCAGAUAUUAUUUGUUGUAUACGGGUCGACGAGGAUUAACUGACUAACACAAAGUGAUUUACAUAACUGUAGCAGGUUUUUUGUGCAGCAGCAUUCAGUAAAGGUAGGCUUACACCUAGCCUGUAGCUCACUUUUGAGGAGAUGGCUGAGGCAGACAAUCGCAGUUACACAAGACAGGUAGAUCGCACAAGUUCAUGUCUCAGUAUGAAGAAAUACAGAGAAAGAAAGAAAGAUUCACCUCCGGAUGAAGGGAAAGUAAGACAUUACAAUGGAGCGUGGUCUAUGAUACUCGGUGUGACACUCAUCGUCUGCGCUUUUUUCUCAACCAUCAUCGGAGUAAUUGCUGUCUUCGUCGAAAGCGAAUUCCAUGAAUUCGGGCCAGGAAUUUGGGCUGGGAUGUUUUUCCUCGCCCCUGGGGUAUUCGGUAUUGUGGCACGGAACAAGAUCCGAUGUUUCGUAUUUGGUUUUCUUGGUGCAUCCGUCUCUUCUCUGGUAAUCUCCAGUAAUAUCAUAGUCAUCCUGUCCAUUGGUCUGUCAAGAGAUCACGUCGAAAACGAUGUGACAGCCGUGAUUGUGAAUAUCAUAGGGAUUAUAUUAGCUUUGAUAGCAAUGAUGACGUCAUUGUUUGCAAUUCUUCUGUGCUCCAUACCUUUCUGCCAACCUCCUGAUAAUAAAUGCCCUCGAUGCUCUUCAAAACAAGGGAGGGAUAACCCAAUAUACCUUGUUCUAGAUGAGCAAGGAACGACACCAGAACCACCAUUAUGAGCCAGGACAAAGCAAGCGGCGUAUCCAGUCCUUUUCACAAAAGGGGAAUAAUAAUAAUGAUAAUAAUACAAUCCUGGAUUUAUAUGGCGUUUGAUAUAUCUACGAUGUCUCUAAGCACUUUGAGGAUUACCCCGGUCGUCGGAUUCAGGACUGCUCACAUACAAUCGAUCCAUUGGGUUUAUUCCAGCCAGGCGCCUUUUUACAAACACUCACAAUGCCAAACAAAUGACAAUAAUUUUCGAAUCCAACAGGAUAUCCAUUUAACACCUGGGGAGGGGAGGAGUAAUGUAGAUACAAUACCUUGCUCAAGGACAUAAAAGCCAUGUCGGGACUCGAACCUACGACUUUCAUAUCUCGAGGUAACUGUUUAGACCAAUCGACUACGACACCUCGUGAAAAUAUCUUAUUCUAUACGGCGAUUCGUAUAAUUCACAUGGAGACUAUUUGUAUUUCGUA
Molecule: messenger RNA, 1425 nt
Organism: Strongylocentrotus purpuratus (purple sea urchin)
Lineage: Eukaryota; Metazoa; Echinodermata; Echinoidea; Camarodonta; Strongylocentrotidae
Exons: 7
Coding region: 346-969 (207 amino acids)
Cellular component (GO): membrane
Source: RefSeq, a predicted model, not a curated record